AUGUCUUCGAAUGACGCUUCAUUCGAUUGGAGUCCCUCCGAAGUGGCGGCUGAGGAACGCCGAUUAGACCGGGACUUGUUUGAGGCUCCUCUUGGGGUUGAUCCGACGGGACCUACAACUGGAGAAGAAGCCCAAUGGCAGUGCCUUUCAUGCCACUCUGCUGCAUGGAGAUGGGAUGAUGAGAAGGGAUACACAUGUCCUACGUGUGGUGGAUGUGAAUACUUCAACGUGUCACAACCUACGAAGCUCGAAACACCCACUGGAACAUGGAUGUAUGUGCCUCAUGGACCAGACUCUGUAGCAAGUGGUUCGGGUGACGCCUCUAGCUCCCCGACCCCUGUCAAUCGUAGAUCGGGUUUUGGUGGCCCCAAGCUAUUUCAUGGAUACCCACCUGGUGAUGCUCAUGGAGGUGGAUCUGAAAGAGCUGAGAGCGAGGCGCCGACCUUCGAUCCGAUUGUCAACCCUGAUGAACCAAUUCCUGGUGGUAGACGGCGCCGAAGACGUGGUGGAAGCCAAGUCAGUGAGCCUGCUGAUGCACUACAUGGCCCAGUUCUCCCAGAUGCUGCGGUUCAACGAGACGAUCCUGCAGAACUAUACCAACGACAUGGACAUGGAGAUGAUAUGCUUGAUGUCAUGCGACAGCUGUUGCAUGAAAAGCGAUCUACUGCAAAGACUGGUAGCGAGGCCUCAUGGAAUAGCAUGAGAGGGCCCGCACCUGGAGUGAGAUGGAGAGGCGGUGCUCCACCUUUGCCGCCGAAGUGGAUCUACCAACAGUCAGAUCUACGAGCCUUUGCAAAAUAUGAGAGAAAGGUGAGAACUUGGGAGCUUCAGGCAAAAAGCUUCAUGACUGCCGCCGAGAUGGGCCUGGCACUCUACACAAGCUUGCAAGGUGAAGCUGAAGCUGAAGCCGAACACCUGGAGUUAUCCAAGAUCAACCACAAGAAUGGAGUCAGCUACAUCCUUGAUCAACUUCGAGGACCCCUACAACAGAAGGUGCUGUUCCAGAAGAGAAAACUGCUGGCCGACUUCGAGGGCGUUCGGCGCCACAAUGCCGAGACCGUCCGACAGUACGUCAAUCGAUAUCGCAGAAUCGAACGAGACUUACAAACCAUCGGCAUAGAGACCGGCAGUAUGUACGAUAGUGAAGCUCGUGGAAACAGAAUCCUCGAGCGUUGUCAGCUGUCUCCAGACCUACAACGACUGGUGCUGAUCGGAGCCGGGAACUGCCUGGACUACGAGAAGAUCACGGAGUCUAUGUGCAUGCAGUUUCCAGACUUCAAGCCAACUCCUAUGGUUUGGACCUCCAGUCACAACAGACAGCAAGCUGACAAUCAGACUUCAGCAUCUUCGAGCUCAUCCUCCAACCGGAGCUCUACUGGCACUUUCAGGUCUUCGUCUACUGCAACGUCUUCUGGAAAAGGACGUUUCACCGGAAAGGGGAAAUCACCAAAGACGUAUCCCCAUGGAAAAGGGCCUCCUCGCAGUGUCUUCCAAACGGAACAAGUCGAGGACGAGGCUGACAAUGAGGAAGACGAUGCAGAGGACUUCGAAGAUGCAGAAGGCCAACCUGAAGAUGGAGAAGAGCUGGAGCCGAUUCCUGAAGAGGGAGACGGUGACUAUGAGGAGGCAGAUGUGCCUUCCAUCGACGUUGACACCCUGGCCGAUUUAGCUCAGGUGCUCACCGUCACCUCCAAGAAGCUUCAAGCCUCAGUCCUUGGACGGAAGUUCACCGGACGGAAGUCGAUAGAAGAACGGAAGAAAACAAGCACAUGCAGCGCUUGCGGCCAGACAGGCCACUGGGCAGGCGAUUCAGCCUGUUCGAUGUCGGCAUCCAAACGCGAUGGCGGUGGAAAAGGACAAAAAGGCAAGCCAAUUGCAGCUGCAGAGCGCGCCUACAUCCCCAUCGAGAUGGAAGGCCAGGAGACCAAGGGAUUGUUGUUUGGGGUUAGCGUUUUGUCCACCAACAUACCUUUUUUGGCAAGCAGAACUUUGCUGGAACGUUUGGGUUGCAUUAUUGACAUGUUCACCAAGACCAUCACUUUUGCAAACCUUGGUGUUACACUGCCUUUGACUCACAAACACGGUCAUUUAGCAGUCAAUAUUGCGAUGUUUUCAGAAGAUUUGGCAAACCAUCCGUGCUGGAAGCAUCUCUCGCGAGAUCAACUUUGGCAUGAACCUGAUCCUGAACUCAUGUUUGCACCGGGAGCUUUCAACAAAGGCUCAAUUCGUGAUUUGCCGCCCCAAGCCUUGCUGCCUACGGAUGUUCCGUGCGACAGCUCCAGAAUGGCUGAAGCGAUGGCAGAUACUGUAUGUCCUGGUGAUGACCAUCGAGAUCAGGGCCUACAAAGCUAUGUCGAGCAUGGUGCGCUUUGGACUGGCAACCCGGUCUUGGCUGACCCUGGACGAGAACAUCAAGGAGAUGGAGCGUCAACGCUCAGAGGUUGUCAACAAGAUGCCAAAGCAGGCCAAUCCAGCGACAUGCAUGCACCCCGAGUACAAGAGGUACGGCAACGACAAGGGUUCGUUCAGCCGAUGCAAGAGAUGCCAACAGGUUUUCAAAUGGGACCCAAGUCAAAAAGGAUGGCGCCCACAUGGAAGUCCGCAGUCGCAAGUUUCUUCGCACUUGCCACUGCCCUCAUCUUCCAACAUCCUGGAGCCCACCAACAGGGGAACGAGUUCUUCGACAUCGAGGACUACAACUUCCAAGUCCCGAGCGAAGCCCAAAGCCCGACCACAAGAAGUUUUCCUGCCAGCGAUGGAGGAGAUUUGGGAUCCGGAAGCUUAUCCUCCCGAGUCAGAUGGCGGCGAGGAUGGAUACCACGGAUGGGACGAAGCCAUGGAGAUCCAAGACUAUGCAUGAACGAUGAGGCCGACUGGUGGGAAGUUGGCAAAAACAUGGUCACGAGGGUUCACAACAUGCCACGCAAAAGUCUUUUCAACAUGGAUGACUUUUACAAUGGCGAACCUUGUCCAGUGCAUGUGAAACGACUGAGCCUGGAGUGCACAGCCGAGAUGAACUAUGAGGAUGGCAGGACACAAAUGCUCACCUAUGACUGGAGCACGUCCGGGGCAUCCGCUAUGAAACAAUACUGGACUGGGAAGACCAUUUUUCGCGUUCACCCUUUGCCUGAGCGACAUGUGUCAACCAACCUGGAGCGGAAGAGCUUGCGACAUGUAGUUCGACAAGUUGCGCAUUUGCUUCAAGUUGAGCAUGAUGUGAUGCUGGCUGGCACUACAUCCUCCUCUACUUCAACAUCCUUGAAGAACAGGCCACGGGUGGAUUUGUUAGAAACUUUUGCUGGACGUGCUGGAAUCACAAUGAAGGCUACCAAACUUGGUUUGAAAGCACUCCAACCCAUUGACUACAACACCGGCUAUGACCUUGAGAAGGCCAGCCACCAACAACAUGUGGACUAUCUGAUCGACCACUUCAAGCCCCUCUUCCUCGUGCAAGGCAUCGACUGCCGUGAUUGGUGUCUUUUACAAGACAACACCAACUACGUGAGACGCAAGAUCUUGCUUUUGAUGCGGAGGGAGAAGGCCAGGAAGUUGCUACGUCGAGUAGUUCGUUGGUGUGUCAAACAAGCUGAAGCUGGAAGGUUUUUCCUCUUGGAGAACCCUGCAACAAGUCGACUUUGGCUUGAACCGCUGGUGCUGAGACUUUCAAGACUUCCAGGAGUCUAUGCAGUUGUUUGCCAUUCAGGCGCCUAUGGCGGCACCAACUCCAAAGGCCAGAUGAUCAAGAAGAGUUUCAAGUUUCUUGGCAACUGCCCUUGCGUGCUAGAGCGACUGACCAGAAAACUUGAUUCAGAGCAGCUGCUUCAAUGUGUACCUUUGGUUGGAAAAGAAACAACUCUUUCACAGCAUUACCCUGAUGAUAUGAUCAAGCAGAUCGUGCAGGGAAUCAAACAGACCGCUGCACAACAUGAUCCAGAACGUUUUCAUGCUUUUUCCACAACAAGUUUUCAGGUGAUGGCUGUGAACACAACACCAGAUGAUUGGGUUCCCAUUUUUGAGUCUGCCCAGAAGUCCUUUGACAUGACACGACAACGAAGCUAUGUUCUGCCCACAUCAGACACGACAUGGAAGAUGGUUCAACAACUUGUGCGAUGGCAUCAGCUUGAACGUGUGCAGAUUGCGUAUCAACCAACCAUGCUGCGUUUGCCCUUGCACAUUCCUCAUACGCACCGUGGGUGGGCAUUGCUCUACAACGACCAGACCGUGGAAGUUGUUGAAGAGGACCUGGCGGAUGUGAGACACCCAAGAGCCAAGUUCCGCAAACCCGUGAACAUUGGCAUUUUCUUCUUUGGAUAUGCAACACCAAGUAGCCAUGCAAAUCAACCUGUUUCAGCACGACCUGAUGGACAACCUCUACAAGAACCAGCUGAAGAUGACCCACAAGCAAUUGUGGCUCACAACACAGAGGGCAUCACCUUUCCAAGGAUGCCUGGUCUUUCACAAGAUGCCAAGACCUUGCUUUCAAGACUUCAUCGCAACCUUGGACAUCCUCACAACAAUGAGUUGAAAAAGAUGCUUGCGAUGAACGGCAUCAAAGAUCAGAAGGUCUAUGAUGCAGUUGAAGCUUUGACAUGCGAAUCUUGCUUGCGUGUGAGGGGACCUGGCAAACCCGAACCUGCAGGCAUUCCUCAAGAUGUGAGCUUGCAGUUCGGCGAUGUUUUGCAGAUUGACAUCGUCUAUGUCAGGGACAUCACCUCGACCAACUACAUCUUCUUGGGCAUCAUUGAUGAGUGCACGCACCUUCACAUGGCCUUGCACUUGAAUGACCGAAGUCCCGAGGAGGUGCACUACAAGUUUUCUACGUUUUGGGCCCGACCUUUUGGUUUUCCACUGAAGAUCAAAGCUGAUCCCGACGGAAGCAUCCGUGGAUCAUUUGAAGCGGCAAUGGAUGAAGCUGGAACCUACAUGGACUACAUCCCUGCCGAGGCCCACAACAAGAUUGGUCUGAUUGAAAGGCACAACGCCACCUUGAGAGAGCUGAUGGAGAGAACCAUUGAUGCAAGAGCAGUGGUAGGACCUGAAGCCAUGGAACAAGCAGCCAUAGCAGCCUGUUUUGCAAAGAACUCCUGCACAUGGUCUUCAGGGCGACCUCCUUUUGUGGCAGCCUUUGGAAGAGUGCCACGCAUGGGCAUGAACCUUCUUUCAGAUCAACAUGGACUUGUAGCUGGUAGAACACGUGAACAAGCUCAACGCGAAGCUGACUACAUGCGUGCGGAAGCACAACAACAUUUGUCAGCGAUGAGUGUGGAUAGCAACCUACGGCGUGCCUUGCUGAGGAAGUCUACCUCCAACCAACUUCAAGAACUACCAGUUGGUUCCAUUGCAGCAUACUGGCGAUGGACUGCGAAAUCUGGCAAGAAGAGAGGUGGAUUCAAACUGGCUCGUGUUUUGGGCCGCGACCCUGACAACAAGAGCAUUUGGCUUCAAGCAGGCACCAACACCGUGAAGGUAGCACCACAUCAAGUUCGACCAGCACUUGGAUUUGAACAAUGGAAUCCAAACUACGACGACAUCAAAGCUUUGAGGUCAGCUGUUGAAAACCUCCAACAUGGCAUUCUUCAAGACGAGCAACUACCAGAUCCACCGCAAGGACAAGAACUACCUGGUUUUGAAGAAGUGCAACCUGAGGUGCAAGUGCCUCCACCUGUUGGAAUAGAAGAUGGCAUUCCCGAAGCACAUCAACAUGAGCUCAUUCCUGUGCCUCGGACACCUUUGCCUGAUCCAGUGCAACAACCUCCUCAAAUUCAACUUGAAGAGGAAGCUACACAAACGGAUCCAUACCAGCAGCAGCAGACGACCAUCAACAUGAAUAUGUCGUCACCAACCUACAGACAGACCAUCAUCCAGAACCAAUCCUUUGGUAUGAAUGAAGCACAGCGCUCUAGACCAACAGUCAAUGUGCCUGUCAGGAAACGACAUGCUUCAAGGUCGAAAACACCUGUUCGACAACUACGAGCAUUGACACCACAUGGUGAAAGAGCCCAACCUGCUUCAGUACGACAGUUGCCUGAUGAACCUUUUCUAGAGCAAGCACAUCAACCUUCUUCAGUGCAACCGUUGGCGAACCCACCUUCUGCAUUGGCACCGUCCAAUCCAGCCGGUGGUAUAACGCCUCCACUAGAAACACCACAGACCGAAGUGAUCGUGGUGCAAGAUGAUGAUGAAACUGCAGGACAACCUGCAUCGUCUCAUGGACAACAAGUUCUACCACAGAGCCGGACCGCUGUGGCAGACGACAUUGGAGAUCAAGCUCCAACAACACCAGAAGCAUUGCGGCUGACACCAGCCAAGAGAACCUUUGAUGAAGCUGCAGCAGAUCAAACUUUUGAUGUAUCCUUUUUGCGACCAUUUCGAGAUGAAAGGUCGACCAAUUCAAUUUCUUCAACAAUGCAAGAUCACUACGUCGACUUCGACAAUGAUGAUGUCGACGCCAUGACGUUGAUGGCUAGAGGAUUUGAUGGAUCACCAGAUGUCUACAUGCCGUACUCCAACAAGAGCUUCAUGACGGCAUAUCGCCAACAUGGCGACUACGAUGGCAAUGGCGACAGCGACGAAUCUGACGCUGAUGUCAAGGAUUUCCGUGGAGAGCAAAAGCCCAUUCCACCUACCUUGACCCGCCAAGAGAAGAAAGCCCUGGACAAAGAGAUCCCUUGGCAGAAUAUCAUGCGUAUGGAUGAAGCCACCAUCCAGCAGUACGUUGAUGCAGCAAAAGCAGAAGAGCGCUCAUGGCUCGACUUCAGCAGUGUGCGCCCCAUUUCCAAGAAGGAAGCUGCCAAGAUCCCUGGAGACAAGGAACUACGCAAACGGGUUCUACGUUCCCGUGCAGCCUUCAGAGACAAGUCUAGAGGAGUUGGUCCACUACGACCGAAGUGCCGCAUUGUCGCAGUGGGAUGCAGCGAUCCAGACCUUUGGACGCUUCAACGUGAGAGCGACGUCAAAACAGCCUUCCUCCAGGGAACACCCGAGCAGAGGAGCAUGCCAAUUUUUCUUCUUCCACCUGCCGAUGGAAUUUGCAAAAGAGCCGACAUUUUCAGAGGAGCAGACCUAUUGGAAGUUGUGGGGAACAUUUAUGGACUUGCUUCAGCACCACGCACUUGGCAGAUGCAUGUUGUGAAGGUUUUGAAACAGAUUGGAUACCAACAAUCUUCUCUGGAUAAGAUGCUUUUCUACUAUUAUCAGAAGUUUGAAGGAGAAUCAGAACCUGUCCUUUGCGCUGUCAUCAUAGUGUACGUGGAUGACUUCCUGCUGACCCACGACAGCCGCUAUGAUCGCAAUCACCUGCUGAAGAUGUUCAAGUGGGGAAGCCAGAAUGAGCUGACCUUAGAGAACAGCCUGGACUUCAAGGGCAAGCGCAUUUCCUUGAAGCACGACCGCAACAACAAUGAGUACACCCUCAAGCUCGACCAGGAGAAGUUCAUUUCUGACAUGAAAGGUGGCACCGUUCCGAAGAAACGGCACAAAGAGACCUUGGAUGCCUCCGACCUGGGAGAGUUUAGAAGCGUGUCAGGAUGUUUGCAAUGGUUGGCUGGACAGACGAGACCUGACGUUGCUGCAACCGUCAGUCUGUGCAGCCGAGGUGCGAAGUCAACAUACGAAGACUUGCACAACAUGUACAUGGCUGUUGAGCACCUGCAUCAAACAAAAGAUCAUGGCUUGGUUUUGCGACCCGUGCCCAUCGACUAUUCCACGAUGAUCACCACCUAUGCUGAUUCCAGUUGGGCCAAUGCUGUUGGACAUGCAAGUCAACAUGGUGCUUUGAUUUUGCUUUCCAGCCCUAAGGCUACUGACGUGAUUCAACCUGGACUCCUGGUGGAUUGGAAGAGUUCGAGAUCUACGCGCGUUUGCCGAUCCACUCUUGCUGCUGAGGCCUCCGCGGCCGAUAUGAGUGUUGAUCGUGCCAGCCUGAUCAACUACAUGCUGAGUGAGCUGCUUCUGAACCGGCCGACGUUUCACAUUCCAUCUUGCGAUUUGUUGCGAAUGGUGCAGGCAACCGACUGCCGUUCGCUUUACGAUGUUUUAGUUAGUGAGAAUCCUCGCACUGAGGACAAGAGGACCAUUGUGACCAUCCGGUCGGCCCAGCAAUUUUUGUCUAGGGACAAUGUGUUUUGGAUCCCAACAGCGAUACAGUUCGCUGACGGUUUGACCAAAGUGAGUCAAAACCUGAUGAUCUCAUUCUACAACUGGCUUCAAGAGCCAUGGAUCCAAUUGCACGAAUGCAAGAGGAAUGUCAAUCAACAGAAUAGUUGGAGUGUGAAUUUCAUCCAGCAUUUAGGCAAGAUUGAUGCUAUCCCGGAGGCCGUCACGGAUGGCGUGGAAGGCUUUCUGGUGCCACCAGGUGAUGCGGAUGCUAUCCGAGAUGCGGUGCUAAAGUUGUACAACAACCCUCAGCUUCGAGUGAAGAUGGGCUCUGCUGGAAGGCAACGGGUGCUGAAGCAGUUUAGUGACCCGGUGCCUGCGGGAUGCUGCGGGGCGGUCAUCGCAGGCUACGAGAGCAUGGGUGAGCGCUAUCGCGAGCUGCUGGAUACCGUGCCACUGCCGACAGCGGAAGCAACCGAAGCAACGCCGAGCAGUAGCAGCUUCAAGGGUAAGACGGUGCUGGUUGACAUGGACAACAGCCUGGUGGACUGGGACGGUGAAUUCAUCCGUCGCUUCGCGGCCAUGGCCAAGCGCCCGGAAGAGGAGGUGGAACGCGUGGUGCGGAACAGGCAGAAGUUCGAAAUCGAGGAGGGCUCGGAUGUCCCCAGUCAUGAGCUGGUGAUGGAAGUCAUCACUUCACCAGGCUUCUAUGAAAGCCUGGAGCCUUAUCCCGGCGCUGUUGAGGCAUUGAACCGGUUGCUGGAAGAGGGUGCCGACGUGAAGUUGGUGACCGCCCCCCACCCGGCCUGCGCCGGCAGCUGCGCCCGAGAGAAGUUCCUGAGCGUCGAGAAACACCUCGGCCCAGGCUGGUUGGAACGGUUGAUUAUCACCAGGGACAAGACCCAUGUACAAGGCGACAUUUUGGUGGACGACAAGCCCCAGGUGACAGGAGGUCAACCCACCCUGUGGACACACGUGCUCUUCGACCAAGCCUACAAUCGAAAGGUGGAGGGCAAAACCCGGAUGUCGUCCUGGUCACAAUGGGCCCAGGUCUUGCCCGCAGUGCUUGGUGCCAAUGGUGCCAACGGCUUGUCAAAAUCGCCGAGCUGA
Cladocopium goreaui is the source of this 9204-nucleotide messenger RNA. The record is from the annotation of a GenBank genome assembly. NCBI's taxonomy places the organism in Eukaryota, Dinophyceae, Suessiales, Symbiodiniaceae.